Messenger RNA from Daphnia carinata, 729 nucleotides. Its product is annotated as microtubule-actin cross-linking factor 1, isoforms 6/7-like. The record is from RefSeq and is a predicted model, not a curated record. Lineage: Eukaryota; Metazoa; Arthropoda; Branchiopoda; Diplostraca; Daphniidae. The transcript has 3 exons. Bases 95 to 622 code for a protein of 175 amino acids.
UGUUUCAUUCUGGUCAUCCCAAUCUUCACAAGCUACUCUCAGGAGUUAUUACUACUCACUCGCACUUUUGCCCCAACUACUUCCUCCGAAGAAAAUGAACACCUUUAAACUGGUUCUUGCCGUAUGCUCCGUUGUGGCUGUUACAACAUGCUCUGGUCAAUACCUGCAGUCUGGCAGACCAAGCUGGGAGAUGCCAACUACACCCAAGCCCUGGGCUCCAAUUAAGACUGAAACGGAAACUAAAUAUCAGACACUUCCAGUCCCAGCCAACACCAACAUACCUGCCAGCGCGUUCCCCAAAGUUACUCAGCAGAUCUGCACUUGCACGGCCGUGUCUGAAUCUACCGCUGCUGGUAUGAUCGAAAAAUACCAGCAGCCAUCGUCCGGAGCAGCCACCGCCCAGCAGGCCGCUCCUGCCAAGCAAGAAUCAGCUGUUGCUCAGCAAUUCUACUCUGCCCAGCCAUCCGUUUAUUCUCCAGCUGCUUCUAGCCAACAACAUACCACACAAGCUCCUGCUCAUAAUGGGUAUUAUACUACCACGGCCGCCCCAGUUGAAUUGGUUACUCCUGCCCAGCAUGCCCGUCCGGCUUAUGCCUCCCCGGCUAAGGCCACUCGCUACUAAAAGAAAAUAGAUGAUCAGACUGUGCACUCCAUAAAAUUUGAAUGUGUUUGAAAAUAAAAAAAGGCGAUGAAAAUUUUGAAAAAAAAAAAAAAAAUGAAUAAACAGUU